AAAUUAGCCAGCAAGAUGAUCAACGUGGAUGACUAUGCCAUAAUCAAGGAAGGAAAGGCAGAAAUCCUUACUCCCAAGGAGGACAAGGUCUUCUACAAUCCAAUCCAACAGUUCAACCGUGAUUUAUCAGUCAUGGCCAUCAACGCUUAUGUUCAAUUGAGAAAUGAAAAUAAAGAAGAACAGAACAGUAAACGUCGCAAGGUUGACCUCAGAGCUCCCAAGAUCAACAUACUUGAAGCCUUGAGUGCCACAGGAUUGAGAGCCAUCAGAUAUGGACAUGAGAUCGCACAGGUAAACAAGAUAGUGGCCAACGAUUUACUUGCUGAGGCAGUCAAGUCCAUUGACCGUAAUAUCGAAUACAACAAGCUAAACCAUGUUCUCCAUUCAAACCAAGGAGAUGCUAUCAAAUACAUGAAUAGUAGUGGCGAGAAGUUCCAUGUGAUCGAUUUAGAUCCAUACGGAACCGCUACCCCAUUCCUCGACAGUGCUAUACAAGCUAUCGAAGAGGAUGGCAUGCUUUUGGUCACUUGUACCGAUGCUGGAGUAUUGGCCGGAGCUGGAUAUCCAGAGAAGUGCUUUGCAUUGUACGGAGGUAACAACUUUGGAAGCGCUUUCAUCAAUAGUGAGGCUAACCACGAAGCUGGUAUACGGCUUAUUUUGCAAAUGAUAGCCUCAACCGCUGCCAAAUAUAAGAAAUCCAUCGAGCCUAUGUUGUCGCUCUCUAUUGAUUUCUACUUCCGUUUAUUUAUCAAGGUCAGAACUCGUCCCAUUGAGGUCAAGCAGUUGAGUAGUCGUACCAUGAUUACGUACGGGUGCAACGGUUGUGGACAUAAGGUGUUACAGCCCUUGGGAAGAGUCAAGGGAAACAAAUUCCAAUACCCUAAGCUUGAGACUGUCAGCAGCGAGUGUAGAUACUGUAGUUCAUAUUACACAGUGGCAGGACCGAUGUUUUUGCCUCCAUUGCAUAACCAUGAGUUUAUCGACAGAAUAUUAAAGAUCAAUCUGGCCAGCGACAAAAACGUAUACGGAACUACUGAGAGAAUCAAGGGGAUGUUGACGUUGGCCAAGAACGAACUCGAUGCUCCUUUCUACUUCAACUUGAGCCUGUUGGCAUCAAUUUUCAAGUCCAAUCCUAUACCUAUACAAGAGUUUGCUCGUGCCAUCGGUAAUGCUGGCUACAAGUUGUCACUCACACAUGCCAAGAAGAAUAGUGUCAAGACAGAUGCUCCGUGGGAGACAGUUUUAGCGAUCCAAAGAGCAUGGUUAAUCGAUUCCAACAAGAAAUAUUUAGAGGAAAAUAAAGACAAACCAGAUUUAACUGAUAAACAAAAGGACAAAGUCAAUCAUCUUCAAGAAGAUAUUGCAUACAAUGGUAACUUAGGUGACCAUUCUACAGGCCGUAAAUUACUCGAAUAUUUUGCAUCCGCUGGUUCCACCACUUCCAGUGAUGAAAUCAACUUCAAAGACGACAACGAUCAGAGUGAACAACUUCACAAGUUGAGAAAGGUCAAGAUGGUUCGCUACCAAGAAAACCCCACCAAGAACUGGGGACCAAAGGCUCGUCCUUCGUCGAAGUAAUUGUAUUGUAUAAUUGGCACCGUACUUCUAUAGCAUUCAAUACAUUACUAUAAUAGUAAA
Scheffersomyces stipitis CBS 6054 is the source of this 1638-nucleotide messenger RNA. RefSeq names its product tRNA (guanine26-N2)-dimethyltransferase. Gene Ontology annotation, biological process: tRNA N2-guanine methylation. Gene Ontology annotation, molecular function: RNA binding. Bases 16 to 1578 code for a protein of 520 amino acids. Gene Ontology annotation, cellular component: nucleus. The transcript is spliced from 2 exons. The record is from RefSeq and is a predicted model, not a curated record. NCBI's taxonomy places the organism in Eukaryota, Fungi, Ascomycota, Pichiomycetes, Serinales, Debaryomycetaceae.